Pelobates fuscus (common spadefoot toad) is the source of this 7075-nucleotide messenger RNA. RefSeq names its product misshapen like kinase 1 (gene MINK1). Gene Ontology annotation, biological process: protein phosphorylation. The record is from RefSeq and is a predicted model, not a curated record. The transcript has 33 exons. Bases 957 to 4889 code for a protein of 1310 amino acids. Lineage: Eukaryota; Metazoa; Chordata; Amphibia; Anura; Pelobatidae. Gene Ontology annotation, molecular function: ATP binding; protein kinase activity.
UUACUGCACUUAAGACUGUCAUCCUGUCUAAUACCCCAAGGAGAGGCAUGAAAGAAGAUCUCCCUUAGUGGAUUUACAAUUUUUUCAUCCCAUCUCACUCCAUCCUCUGUAUCUGAGGCUUGCAGGGAACCAGGCUCUGUGUCUGUGUGGGUGGCACAUUGUGUAUCUGUCAGUGCAGUGUGUGGGAGUCAAGUUGUGUGGCUGGAGGUGGUAGGUAUGAAUGUGUGAGCGAAGUGUGGGUUUCAGGUUGUGUAGCUAGUGGUGGUGGCUGGUUCUGCAUUGUGUUAGUGUGUGAUUGUUUUUGUAUUGUGUGGGUGCCUGUCUGCUCUCGCUAGUGUGCUUUGUAUAGAUACUGCAGAUUGUGUUGUGCAUUUAAUUCAUGCAGAUCUGUGUAACUCCUGCAGGCUGUGGGUGUGUCUGACAAGCUGUGACAGUGUGUGGGUGUUGUGUGUUUUUGUGUGUAACUGCUUGGGCUUGUUUCAUAGCGUUAACUAUUGUAAUCCUUGUUUGAUUGUGUGGAGCCGUUGCAGGUCUUUAGUGUGGCAGUCUCACAGGUUGUGUGUUUGCUCUGCAGCGUGUGACUCACUGCAGUUUGUGUGGCUGCUGCGUUCCUUCCCUCUUUAACCAUCAUAGACGUGUGUCACUUGAGUGUUUGUAGUAGACUUGUUUCUUACGAUCGGGUAUCAUUUCGGUGUCUUUAUCUUUUUCGUGUUUUAGAAAUGUGUGCUGAAUGUUAUACUUUGUGUAUCCAUGAUAUGUAAUACAUUCCCGUCAUUGUAUCUAACAGGCUGUGUGAAGCUUUGUGAGUGUCUGCAGUGUGCAUGUAGCAAUUUGUCUGUGGUGUGUCUGUGCAGUAUCACCUGUCUGUGACAGUCCAUGUGACCCUCUGACCUGUGUGCGCUGUGUUGUGACUGCACUCACUUGCUGUCACCCCUCGCACCACCCAACGUGAAAAAAUGGCGUCUGACCCUCCAGCCCGAAGCCUGGAUGACAUCGAUCUUUCUGCACUGAGGGAUCCUGCUGGCAUUUUUGAGUUGGUUGAAGUGGUUGGAAAUGGAACGUAUGGGCAGGUGUAUAAGGGUCGCCAUGUCAAGACCGGUCAGCUGGCAGCAAUCAAGGUCAUGGACGUGACGGAGGACGAAGAAGAGGAGAUAAAACAGGAGAUUAACAUGUUGAAGAAAUAUUCUCACCACAGAAAUAUUGCCACCUAUUAUGGAGCGUUCAUUAAGAAGAGUCCGCCGGGUAAUGAUGACCAGCUGUGGCUGGUCAUGGAAUUCUGUGGAGCUGGGUCUGUAACAGAUCUUGUGAAAAACAGUAAAGGAAAUGCUUUGAAGGAAGACUGCAUUGCCUAUAUCUGCCGGGAAAUACUACGGGGGCUUGCCCAUCUCCAUAAUCACAAAGUGAUCCAUAGAGACAUCAAAGGACAGAAUGUUCUUCUCACGGAAAAUGCAGAGGUGAAACUGGUGGAUUUUGGUGUGAGCGCUCAACUGGACCGCACUGUGGGUAGGAGGAAUACCUUCAUUGGCACCCCUUACUGGAUGGCACCUGAAGUCAUCGCUUGUGAUGAGAAUCCUGAUGCCACAUAUGACUACAGGAGUGACAUAUGGUCUCUGGGAAUCACUGCAAUAGAGAUGGCUGAGGGGGCGCCACCUCUCUGUGAUAUGCACCCCAUGCGAGCACUCUUCCUCAUCCCCAGGAACCCUCCUCCCAAACUGAAAUCGAAGAAAUGGUCCAAAAAGUUUAUUGACUUUAUUGACACAUGCCUCAUCAAAAACUACGUGAGCCGACCACCCACAGAGCAGCUCCUGAAAUAUCCCUUUAUCAGGGACCAACCAACAGAACGGCAGGUCAGGAUCCAGCUUAAGGACCAUAUUGAUCGAUCCAGGAAGAAACGCGGAGAGAAAGAUGAGACUGAAUAUGAUUACAGUGGGAGUGAGGAUGAAGAGGAGAACCAUGGAGAAGAGGGGGAACCCAGCUCCAUUAUGAAUGUUCCCGGUGAAUCCACUUUAAGGCGGGAGUUUCUGCGACUUCAGCAGGAAAAUAAGAGUAACUCGGAGGCCUUAAAGCAACAGCAGCUGGGGCCGCAGCACCGCGACUCCGAGGCGCAUAUCAAACAGUUGUUACAUGAGCGACAACGGCGCAUCGAGGAGCAGAAGGAGGAGCGAAGGCGUGUGGAGGAGCAGCAGCGCCGGGAACGUGAACAAAGAAAGCAACAAGAGAAAGAGCAGCAGAGACGGCGUGACGAUCUGCGGAGGGAGGAAGAGAGGCGGAUGGCGGAAAGGGAGCAGGAAUAUAUAAGGCACAAGUUAGAGGAAGAACAGAGACAGUUAGAAAUUCUCCAGCAGCAGCUUCUGCAGGAACAGGCCCUUUUACUGGAAUACAAGCGGAAGCAGUUGGAGGAACAGCGGCAAUCUGAGCGUCUGCAACGACAGCUUCAGCAGGAACAUGCGUAUCUGAAAUCGUUACAGCAGCAGCAACAGAAACAACAACAACAGCAGCAGCAACAGCAGCAGCAGCAAGACAAGAAGCCGCUGUAUCAUUACAACCGGGCUGUGAUGAACCCCACAGAGAAACCCGCCUGGGCCAGAGAGGUGGAGGAACGAUCACGGCUCAACAAGCAGAACUCUCCUCUCUCCAUUACCAAACUCAGUUCUGUGGAGUCUUCUGGGACCCCUUCGCAGACGCCCCCUUCACAGCGCCCCCCAGAGAUCCAGGAACACAAGCAAUUCCGCAACACUCCACAGGCCCGCAUUGCCCUCAAACCUACACCUCGACCCAAUUCUUUACAAGACCCUCCCAUUGCACCCCCCAAUUCCCGCCAGCCUGCUGUACUACUGCCAGCCUCCAGGGGCCAGCUUGCCCGUCAGAGUUCUGACCCCUCUCCCGAUGCAGCCGCUCCAUCAUCCCGGCCAGAAAGGGGUCCCUGGGUGAAAAUGGAACCAGAAACACACCCUCCAAAGGUUCCUCAAAGGACAACCUCCAUAGCCACAGCACUGAAUACCAGUGGUUCAGGAGGAGGACGUCCGGUACAAGCUGUGAGGGCCAGUAAUCCAGACUUGCGGAGAGCUGAAAGCGGCUGGGAGAGAGGAGACUCCCUCUUGCAAUCUCCCCAUCCUAACUUACCCCAGGCUGGGUCCCUAGAGAGAAACCGCAUAGCCCCGCACAAGUUGGACGAUUCUUCCAUUAGCCCAACGGGUAGUAAGACCCCAGGGGAGGAGCAUCGAUCCCGCCCAGGGCGUCCAGCUAGCUAUAAGAGAGCAAUAGGAGAGGACCACCUUCUAGUGAAAGAUCGGCCAGAAGAUGUCCCCAAGCCUCCCAAGAAAGCCCUGGAUUACUCAUCCUCCAGUGAUGAGAUGGAAAGCAGUGAUGAGGAUGAUGAGGAAGGUGAUGGAGAAAGACAGGAUCAGAGCAGGGAGAGUUCCUCUACCAGCAGGAACGGAAGAGAUGCAGACACAGACAGCAUCAGCACAAUGGUCGUUCACGAUGUCGAGGAGCUGGUUGGAAGUACGUCCGAUAGUUCUUAUGGAGAUGGAACAAUGAUUGUGCAGAGGACCCCUGAAGAGGAACGGAACCUUCUCCACGCAGAUAGCAAUGGUUACACAAACCUGCCAGAUGUUGUGCAACCAAGUCACUCCCCUACCGAGCCCAAGGGGCAGAAUUCAUCUCCCGGCAAAGAGGGCAGCGGGACUGAUUAUCAGUCUCGCGGCUUGGUCAAAGCUCCUCCCAAGACAUCGUUCACCAUGUUCGUAGAUCUCGGCCUUUACCAGUCAUCUGGCGGGAGUGGAGACACCAUCCCUGUGGCAGCUUCUUUUGUGAGUGGAGACGCAGCUCGCUUGGAGCAGCUGAAAUAUGAAGCUCGGAAAGGAUCUGUUGUAAACGUGAAUCCAACAAACACAAGACCGCACAGCGACACUCCUGAAAUCAGAAAAUACAAGAAACGGUUCAAUUCCGAAAUACUGUGCGCUGCACUGUGGGGUGUGAACUUGCUGGUGGGUACGGAGAAUGGCCUGAUGCUGCUAGACCGUAGCGGGCAGGGGAAAGUCUAUAGUCUCAUCACUCGCCGGCGAUUCCAGCAGAUGGACGUUUUAGAAGGACUUAACCUGCUCAUUACUAUCAGUGGUAAGAGAAACAAGCUGCGAGUGUAUUAUCUCUCCUGGCUCCGAAACAAGAUUCUCCACAAUGACCCAGAGGUGGAAAAGAAGCAGGGAUGGAGCACAGUGGGAGACAUGGAUGGAUGUGUACAUUACAGAGUAGUGAAAUACGAGCGCAUCAAGUUCCUAGUGAUUGCAUUGAAAAACUCAGUGGAGGUUUACGCCUGGGCCCCUAAACCUUAUCACAAGUUCAUGGCUUUCAAGUCCUUUACAGACCUUCCUCACAGACCACAGCUUGUUGAUUUGACGGUGGAGGAGGGUCAGAGGCUAAAGGUCAUCUACGGUUCUUCAUCUGGCUUCCACGCAGUCGAUGUGGACUCUGGAAAUAAUUAUGACAUCUAUAUCCCCGUCCAUAUACAGAGUCAGAUAAACCCUCAUGCCAUCAUCUUCUUGCCAAACACUGAUGGCAUGGAGAUGUUGUUGUGCUACGAGGACGAGGGGGUCUAUGUGAACACGUAUGGAAGGAUAAUAAAGGAUGUGGUACUGCAGUGGGGAGAGAUGCCAACCUCCGUGGCCUAUAUCUGCUCUAACCAGAUCAUGGGCUGGGGUGAGAAAGCCAUUGAGAUCCGCUCGGUGGAAACUGGUCACCUGGAUGGGGUCUUUAUGCAUAAGAGGGCUCAGCGACUAAAAUUCCUUUGUGAACGCAAUGAUAAGGUGUUUUUUGCCUCUGUUCGGUCUGGCGGGAGUAGUCAGGUCUAUUUUAUGACUCUAAAUCGCAGUUGUAUCAUGAACUGGUGAGAGGAUAGUUUUGAAAAUGGAGAACGAGAGAAGGAGACCGCUCCCCACCUCCCCCAAUACACUGGAGUCCUAUGCAUCUUCCCUAACCCAAAUCAUUUCCUCUAAUUAUUACAGCACCUUCCUAAUGGCACAUCUUCAUUUUAAUUUAUUGGGUUGUUUCACAACACUGACAAAAGCCAAACCUGAAGUCAUGCCUAACCCAUUUCCUUCCAUGUAUCAGGGGAGAGGAGCAAGUGAUGUUAUGGAGAGGACAGAAGGAGCUUCAGGCCAACCCAAAACAAUGGGGCGUAUGGCUCAGUCAGCAUCCUGUGUAUUAUGAGUGCUUGUCACAAAGCUCCUGGCCCCGCUUUUUGGUGAUGUUUUGGGGCAGGAGUGUUAAACACCCAGAUUGUGUUGUAACGGAUAUUUGCUUGAGAGAUUGCUCACCUCCAUAUGUUGGGAUCCACUAACAGUCCAUUUGAUUAGUUACCAUUCCUCAGAUUUAAUAAGCUUUCUACAAAUCUGUAUGUUUUAGUACCAGUAGCAUUGCUGCAUUCCAAGCUUUCCUACCCUCGUAGAGGAGCUGAUGCACCUUUCCCUAAAUGAUUAAUGUAAAGGCACUUUAUUAAUUAGCUCACCUUUUCUCCUUAAUCCAAAGCCUGCACCUGUCACCUUAGCCCUAAGGCCUUUGAUCUACUUUAAACACAAAUCGAUGUCCCAUUAAGAAAUCCCAUUCCAUUUUAGUAUAAAUGCCGGUUGGCCCGCUAUUCCGUAAUCUUUCUCUGAUUGCAUUUGCCAGCGCUUGUAUUCCAUUCUCUCUCUUUGUGGAUUUCCUGGUACACCCCAUCGAAUGCCGUUGAGACCUCCCUUCUUGGUGUGUAGAUAACAGGCUGGAUGCACCUUUCCUGCGGUUUGGCGGAUGAACUUUGUAAUUGGAAACCCCCAUGUGUUUGGUACCAUUGUCUCUCGACCCAUUGCAUCAAAGAAAUACAUUCUGUCAAAGUGAGUUUACUUUGAAACAUACUGGAAUAUCGCAUCUGGAGGAGACGGCCACUUUAGAUGCCAAAAAAUUACGCUGUUUCUUGUAUAAGUGAUUGUGUUCUAGCAGACAUGAACGCCUAUCCAUUUAAAGUUAGGAAAGCACAGUUUUUGUCCUUGAAAUAUGUCAAAUUGAAUCAGAUUGUUGGUUAAAGGGUUUUUAUGAGUUAAUACUGCAGUAUUGUCUUGGAUGAAUGCUAUAGCAUGUUAAUUGAAGAGGAUUAAGCAGGACUGUACUUUAUUUAUGUUGGUCAGAUAAUGUUCAUUGAGUAAAGUAGAAAAAUGAAAAAUGCUAAUUUUACAUUGGUAAAGAGACAGCUGAGAACCAAUGCAGGUGGUUGUUACCAUGUGACAGAACAGCCAUUCCCAGUGUUUUGCUAUCACAUGUCAGCCAAUCCCCUCUCCAUUCUAUAUUUUGACGAAUCGGGAAGAUAUGGAUGACUGGAGAAAACACUGGAAACAUGCAACAGAGGCACCAUCAAGGAUACAUGGGGCAUGUAGGAAGCAUUGAAGGAUGAUGUGAGUGUAGUUUUGGUUUUUAAGUAAAAAAUUUCAGAAGAGAUACGUUUUAGAGAGAGUUUACUGUAAGCACAAUCUGGUAAAAUGUAAAUUGACAUGUUAGGGGUGCCCCACAAUGGUUUGAGAGGCAUAGCACCAAACAAUGGGUUUAGAGUCUUCUUAUGACCUCUGAUGGCAUGUUAUCCUGCAGUGAGGUCAUGAAAACUGGACAUCUUAAAUUUGCGUAACCCAGAGGUUCCCACCAGACAGCAGAUCCUAAAAUAAGAACUGGGUCAUUUGGAUCCAGAUCUUUGCCUGUCUGAUCUGUAGCAGGAUACUAAUGGCUCUCCCCAUUGAGAGGAAACCUCUAGCUGAACAUCACUGCAAUUAGUUAGCAAAGCUUGCACAAUUUUGGGUUCAGCAAGCGAGGAAGCAGCCCCCUCCAUGUUUGCUUAUUACUGGCCCCUCCCCGUGCAUUCUGACUCCCACAGAAAGUGACAAUCGAGGUGUCAAAUGGAGACAAAUUGUUAUUUUUGUAAACUGACAGAUGCUGAUUAUACGGAGGUGACAAAUAUUUUAUGUAGCAAAUUGUAAAAAGAUUGAAUUUGAAAAUAAAUGACCGUUGAUAAUGGUGACAUGUUAAUGCUCUUAAAUAAAGUUACGUCUGCUAA